This is a messenger RNA of Caenorhabditis briggsae, 351 nucleotides long. Gene Ontology annotation, cellular component: nucleus; cytosol. Lineage: Eukaryota; Metazoa; Nematoda; Chromadorea; Rhabditida; Rhabditidae. The record is from RefSeq and is a predicted model, not a curated record. Bases 1 to 351 code for a protein of 116 amino acids. The transcript has 4 exons. Gene Ontology annotation, molecular function: DNA binding.
AUGGAAGCCCAAGGAGUAUCAGCACCUCAGCAAUCUCAUGAUGCUCAAGACAAAGCUCGGCAACAAGCAGAGAAUCAAGAGACUGCUAAAAACAGCAUGAUUUCUCAGAUUCUCGACCAGGCCGCGAUGCAAAGAUUGAGCAACCUGGCCGUAGCCAAGCCGGAAAAGGCUCAAAUGGUUGAAGCUGCAUUGAUUAACAUGGCCAGAAGAGGACAACUCUCCGGAAAAAUGAGCGACGAUGGAUUGAAGGCGUUGAUGGAACGUGUCUCCGCUCAAACCCAAAAAGCCACAUCAGUCAAGUUCGAUCGUCGUCGCAACGAGUUGGACUCCGAUGAGGAACUGGAUCUUUGA